This is a messenger RNA of Dromaius novaehollandiae (emu), 1296 nucleotides long. RefSeq names its product sirtuin 6 (gene SIRT6). The transcript is spliced from 8 exons. Gene Ontology annotation, cellular component: nucleus. NCBI's taxonomy places the organism in Eukaryota, Metazoa, Chordata, Aves, Casuariiformes, Dromaiidae. Gene Ontology annotation, molecular function: NAD+ binding; transcription corepressor activity; histone H3K9 deacetylase activity, NAD-dependent. The record is from RefSeq and is a predicted model, not a curated record. Bases 106 to 1176 code for a protein of 356 amino acids. Gene Ontology annotation, biological process: negative regulation of transcription by RNA polymerase II.
GCGCGCUGCGCCGGCGGCUUCGUUGCGCGCUUCCGCCCUUCGGCGCGGAUUGACAACAAUGAAAACUUUAUUGGUGCAGGGCGGGCGGCGUGGCGAGGCCGGACCAUGGCGGUGAACUACGCGGCCGGGCUCUCGCCGUACUCGGACAAGGGCAAGUGCGGCCUCCCCGAGAUUUUUGACCCUCCGGAGGAGCUGGAGAGGAAGGUGCGUGAACUGGCAGACUUGAUAAGGAGUUCCUCAAACGUGAUUUUUCACACGGGGGCUGGAAUCAGUACUGCCUCAGGGAUUCCUGACUUCAGGGGGCCGAAUGGUGUCUGGACUAUGGAGGAGAAGGGGCUCUCUCCCAAAUUUGACACCACCUUUGAGAAUGCCAGGCCCUCCAAGACUCACAUGGCGCUGCUGGGGCUGCAGAGAGUCGGCAUCCUGAAGUUCCUGGUCAGCCAGAACGUGGACGGCCUUCACGUCCGUUCGGGAUUCCCACGGGACAAGUUGGCCGAGCUGCACGGGAACAUGUUUGUGGAGGAGUGCAUGAAAUGUGGCAAGCAGUACGUGCGGGACGCGGUCGUGGGCAGCAUGGGGCUGAAGCCGACGGGCAGGCUGUGCAGCGUCACCAAAGCCCGAGGGCUGCGGGCCUGCAGAGGGAAGUUAAGAGACACCAUUUUGGACUGGGAAGAUUCCCUGCCUGACCGUGACCUCACGCUGGCGGAUGAAGCCUGCAGGAAAGCUGAUCUCUCCAUCACGCUGGGGACCUCUCUGCAGAUCAAACCUAGCGGCAACCUCCCGCUGAUCACAAAGAAGAGGGGAGGGAAGCUGGUCAUAGUCAACCUACAGGCGACCAAGCACGACAGACAGGCCGACCUGCGCAUCCACGCCUACGUCGACGAUGUCAUGACAAAGCUGAUGAAGCACCUGGGGCUGGAGGUGCCAGAGUGGACGGGGCCCGUGGUGGUGGAGAGUGCCGAGCUCGUCAAGCCCGAACAGCUCUUCAAAUUCAACCCUGGGGCUCGAGGGCUGCUGAAAGAGCCCAUCUCCCAGUGCAACGGCACGGCCGGGGUGCGCGCUGACCUUGGGACCACGCUCGCACAGCGCCGUGACAGUCUGAAGCAGGAGUGUCCCAGCCCAGACACAGGGCCAACAACGGCAAAGAAGAUGAAGGUGGAGUCUCUCCUCACCUGACCCGGACUGUUCCCUGGCUGUCUAGACACUAGUCUGUGCCACUUUUCCUACCGACUUUUUUUAUACCCUUAAAUAUUGUCCCCUUUUUUUUAUGUAAGUAUUAAAUACACUUGAAUUGUG